Molecule: messenger RNA, 982 nt
Organism: Thlaspi arvense
Lineage: Eukaryota; Viridiplantae; Streptophyta; Magnoliopsida; Brassicales; Brassicaceae
Source: the annotation of a GenBank genome assembly
GUGUAUGUAUAUACAUUCACAGCCGUUCGAUCUGUCCUUAUGAUCGAAAACCCUAAUCGUCCAAUGAAACUCAUCGACUUAAUCGAUUUUUCUUAUUGAACAUUCGACCCGUAUAUGAUGAUGAUGAGGAAAACCACUUUCCCAAUCGCUUUUUAAAAACCCUCCGAACCCUGAUUCUCUCCUUCAUCCUCAUCAAGCCACACUUCUCUCUCUCUCUCUCUCUCUGCGAGUUUACGCUUUCACAUGGCGGUCAAUCUUCACCAUGGCUCAACGACGAAUCAGCAUUCAUCAGAAUCAAGGAGUCGGCCUGAACAGCCGUGGUUUUCUCUCCCGCCAUAUCCUCGGUUGAUUAUGGAAGCAAUUGAGUCCAUAAACGAUAAGUACGGCUGCAACAGAACGAGGAUCGAAAAGCACAUCGAGUCAACUCAGCAAAUCAUGCCGCCUUCUCAAUCGACGCUGAUCAACUACCAUCUCAAACGGAUGAAAAAUUCCGGUCAGCUUCUCUUGGUCAGAAACAAUUACAUGAAACCAGGUUCAGAUCCUCCGCCCAAGCGUGGUCGCGGCCGUCCUCCGAAGGAGAAAACUCUGGCGGAUUCCCCUGCUUCUACCGUCCCCGCAGAUCCGCCUAGAUCUCGCGGUCGUCCGCCUAAGCCGAGAGAUCCAUCGAUUCAGCCCAAGGAACAGAUCACCAGUGGAUCCGGAAGACCACGUGGACGACCACGGAAGAAACCGAUAACAGAAUCGGAGACGGUUUCAGAGGGUGCUGUGCCGGCGCCGGAACCGGCAGCUCAGUCUACCGGUGUGUGUCAUGUUAUGUCAAAUUUAGAUCUCUCUGAAGUUUGAACUUUGAACAGGCGUUCCUUUUAGACAAAUGUCUAAUUUUGUAAGAAGAAAUAAAUAAUCUUUAAGCCUUAAGUACACUAAUUAUAUGUUGUAGUUAGGAGACGAAUUAAUCGCGCGGGAGUUGAAAAUUUCAAUGGGG